Messenger RNA from Neoarius graeffei (lesser salmon catfish), 845 nucleotides. RefSeq names its product EEF1A lysine methyltransferase 2 (gene eef1akmt2). The transcript has 6 exons. Gene Ontology annotation, cellular component: cytoplasm. The record is from RefSeq and is a predicted model, not a curated record. Lineage: Eukaryota; Metazoa; Chordata; Actinopteri; Siluriformes; Ariidae. Gene Ontology annotation, molecular function: protein-lysine N-methyltransferase activity. The coding region runs from base 18 to 719 and encodes 233 amino acids. Gene Ontology annotation, biological process: peptidyl-lysine dimethylation; peptidyl-lysine monomethylation.
UGUUUGAAGCUUCAGUAAUGGCUUCAGAGAGUUCACAUGCUCAAGAGAGCUCUUUAAGCUCGUGCAUCGACUCGGUGGAGGAUUUUGCUCCAUCAAAACUCGGAACAAAAGACUACUGGGAUAAUGCUUACAGCAGGGAACUUCAGACUUACAGAGACAUUGGAGAUGUUGGAGAAAUAUGGUUUGGGGAGGAAAGUAUGAACCGUGUAAUCCAAUGGAUGGAGAAACAGCAUACGCCUGAAAAUGCUGCCAUACUGGACAUUGGCACUGGAAACGGUGUCUUCCUGGUAGAACUGGCCAAGCAUGGUUUUAUGAAUAUUACUGGAAUAGAUUACUCCAGUGCCUCAGUAGAACUUGCAACACAUGUCCUGGCAGAAGAGGGCUUAACAAAUAUUAAAGUUCAGGAGCAGGAUUUUCUGAACCCCAGUAUCGAACUGAAAGGGUUUGACUUGUGUAUCGACAAGGGCACUUUUGAUGCUAUUAGCUUGAACCCUGAAGGCCAAGAAAUGGCAAAACUCCAGUACAUGUCCUCACUGAGAGCAGCUCUAAAGCCACAGGGACAGUUCAUCAUCACCUCCUGUAACUGGACCAAAGAGCAGCUGCUGCAGAUCUUCAGCCCAGGCUUUGAGUUGUUACAAGAGCUCCCUACUCCACGUUUCCAGUUUGGUGGUGUGACCGGGAACAGCGUCACAGCUUUGGUCCUCAAAAGACUCAGCUGAUGUCCAACUUUGUUUAAAUGUGGCUUUGGUAGUUGUUUGUAAAUUUGUAAAUUCUCCACUGUCUGUCCUUCUGUUUCUUCCACACAUGCAUAAAAGUAAAAAAACAACAAAAAAAACCCUUUUAAA